Botrytis cinerea B05.10 is the source of this 2199-nucleotide messenger RNA. RefSeq lists its product as hypothetical. NCBI's taxonomy places the organism in Eukaryota, Fungi, Ascomycota, Leotiomycetes, Helotiales, Sclerotiniaceae. Gene Ontology annotation, molecular function: serine-type carboxypeptidase activity. Bases 194 to 1855 code for a protein of 553 amino acids. The transcript has 5 exons. Gene Ontology annotation, biological process: proteolysis. The record is from RefSeq and is a predicted model, not a curated record.
GAAUGUAGAAUCUAUGUUAGUGCAUGAACAGCAUUAUUUCCGAAGAACUGUCAGUGUCCCGUGUAUUACGCAUCACUAACAACUGUCGCGCAGGGGUGGCACGAAUGAAGUCUUAAAAACUUGGAAGGCAGGUUCAGCAAAAAUCAUCUUGUGAAUCUUCUGCAGCUUCAUAUUCCUUUGGAUUUCUGGCAUCAUGCGGAAUCUUAUUACUUUCUGCUUGCUUCUUCUGUCAUGCUGGUCGUCAGCCAAUUUGACCCCAUAUGAUAUUCAAAGAGCAAAAAGAUUGAGCUCUGGUCGAUUGAAGGGGCGCGCUGCUCCCGAGGCAUCUUUACACGAUCAACAAGAAUUGAUAUCCCGAGGAACAAGAUCACCGUAUUACACAAAUAAAACUUCCUCUUUUUGGGUAGAUGGAACUGCAAUUCCAGAUGUUGAUUUUGACAUUGGGGAGUCGUACGCCGGUCUACUUCCAAUAUCUUCGGAACCAGAUGAAAGCCGUAAAUUCUACUUUUGGUUCUUUCCUUCUGAAAAUCCGGCAGCGACAGACGAGAUUUUGAUCUGGCUGAACGGUGGACCUGGUUGCAGUUCCCUCGAAGGUCUCCUUCAGGAGAACGGGCCAUUCCAAUGGCAGUAUGGCACUUACAAACCAGUGCCAAACCCUUGGACUUGGGUCAACCUGACCAAUGUUGUGUGGAUAGACCAGCCCAUCGGAACCGGAUUCUCACAAGGAGAGAACAACAUCACAACUGAAGCAGAGAUGGCAAGCCAAUUUCUCGGCUUCUAUAGAAACUUCGCCCAGACAUUCGAUUUGACCGGAAAAAAUAUAUUCAUAGCAGGUGAAUCGUAUUCUGGACAGUAUGUCCCACACAUUGCGAGCGCCAUGCUCGACCAGAACGAUACUGAAACCUUCAAUCUCAAUUCGACCAUGAUACUCGACCCAUUGAUCAACAGCCCUGUCGUCUUGACUGAAGUCUUUGCCGCCAACUUCCUAAAUGACUGGCAGUCAACAUUUUCCUUGAACAAGACCACGGUGGCCCAGGUGCAGAAUAUGAGCAUCGAGUGUGGAUACCAGUCUUACAUAGAGGAUAAUCUUCUCUUCCCGCCAAAAGGGCCACUUCCACCUAUUCCAGAUGCCAGCGGUACGGACCCAAACUGUGCUGUUUGGGAAACUAUUGCAGAUGCAGUAGCCAUUGUCAAUCCAUGCUGGGACAUCUAUCACAUCACAAAUACCUGUCCCCAGCUCUGGGACGUUCUAGGCUGGCCAGGGACUUCAAGUUACCUUCCUCCAGGCGGCGGUUCGCUGUAUUUCGAUCGGGCUGAUGUCAAAACGGCUAUCCAUGCUCCAAUGAAUACAACCUGGACCGAAUGCACAGACGCAGUAAUCUACAACACAGAGACUGGAUGGUCAACAGACUCUCAAAAUAAUCUCUAUGCUCCUUUUACCGUCUUGCCUGGUGUAAUUGAGCGAAGCCAACGCACUAUCAUCGGUCAUGGUAAUAUGGAUUUUCUCCUACUCAGUCAAGCAUCGUUAUUGACGAUUCAAAACAUGACUUGGGCUGGCCAGCAAGGUUUUCAAUCGCCUGUUGACCAAGACUUCAUGGUUCCAGCCCAGAUGGCUUACCAAGACACAACGCUUGCCGGCAGCGGGGUGAUGGGCUCGACUAAAACAGAGAGGGGGCUCACGUUUGUUGAAGUGAGCCUUAGUGGACACAUGGUCCCUCAAUAUCAACCAGCCGCCGCCUUUCGAUUGGUAGAAUUCCUUCUUGGAAGGGUUUCGAGCAUCUCAGAAUCAGAGCCUUUUACUAACAGCUCUGAUGGCUUGGUGGCACAGCAGGACGCCCCCGACCCUUCAGACUAAGAGCGGGGUUAUUUUUACCGCUCUACGAAUUGCGGAGUUACACGAAAUCAAUUUACUUUGAGAGAUUUUGGGGGGAUUUUAAAUAGAAUCGGUUCUAAAACAAUGAGUAAAUAACAUCGUUGCUUGUUCCAAACAUCUAAGAAUGAGUGUUCAGUGAAGCUUUUACGGCCAACAGUGUAGAGUUCUUAGUCGACUACUCUUGACAGGCUCAGCCAAAGUCAGCGGUGUGAGUUUCCGUGAGCCAAUUGGGCCAUUCACAAGCUGUUACGACGUGGGAAAUACAGAUUAGAAGGAUACGAGUUGAGAAACUUUAGAGGCAGUGGUAGAAAAUUGAUAAUUGGAGA